AAACACCUCUUGAUUUAAACCAUCAUUGGUAUCACAUUGAUAGGGUUUGGCAUAUUUAUUUUACGUUCCAAAUAUAUCUCUUAAACGUAUAACAUUUCUUAAUUGAACAUGUCUCAGCAUAGUUGUAGUGGGCAAACUGCUUUAUUAAUCCCCAAUAGGAAAUUGCGGUUUUGCAUCCGGCAAGAAGAGGAAUAGGAAAUCAAAAUAAUAAACACUAGAUUCGCCAACAAUAACGUAACUAAUCAUUGCAUUGAAAUCACACUUUCCAAACGAGUUAGCCUACCAAGGCCCAAUGCAUAGUUGUAGGGGCAUGUGAUGGCUGUGCAAACACUCCGAACAAUGAGGUCUUUCAUGGACAGCAGCACGUCGGCUCGAGACUGUGUAGCAUUACGAGGCUUGUCUCAAGCGCAUAGCUGCCGUGGAGCUACCCUCACUAGUCCCUCUGGACUCGGUCUGCUCUGAGUCACCAAACUGAGGACAGACAACACCAACGGGCCUUUUCGAGCAGGCUGAGGGAGUGAGGAGGCUACUGUUUCCCCCAGACGCCCUCAGAGGGAUUCACAGCAGUCCAGAUGGUGUGGGUGUUCAUCAUGAACCGGAUGGGCUCUCAGGGCAGUUCCGUGGCCCAGAGGAGGCGCAUGGCUCUGGGGGUGGUGAUCCUGCUGCUGGUGGACAUCAUCUGGGUGGCCUCCUCAGAGCUCACCUCCUACAUAUUCAAGAGGCAGGAGUACAACAAGCCGUUCUUCAGCACCUUCACCAAGACCUCCAUGUUUGUCCUGUACCUGCUGGGCUUCCUGCUGUGGCGGCCCUGGAGGCAGCAGUGCACCGGGACACUGCGAGGACCACACGCUGCCUUCUUUGCUGAUGCUGAGGCGUACUUUGCCCCCUGCACCACUGACCCCAGUCUGAACAACUCUUUAAGUGAACCUCUGUAUGUUCCAGUGAAGUUUCCGGAUGUUCCUACGGAGCACAGCAGCUGUGGCGUCAGAGGCUGUGACUCCACCUCCAGGAAGCAGCGUGUGCGCUUCAGCAACAUCAUGGAGGUUCGUCAGCUGCCGUCCACCCAGGCUCUAGAGGCCAAGCUGUCCCGCAUGUCCUACCCUGCCACCAGGGACCAUCAGUCCAUGCUCCGCUCCGUGGCCAAGCUCACCGUCUCAGACGUGGCCAAGAUCAGCUUCUUCUUCUGCUUCGUGUGGUUCCUAGCUAACCUGUCCUACCAAGAGGCCCUGUCAGACACCCAGGUUGCCAUAGUGAACAUUUUAUCCUCUACUUCAGGUCUGUUCACCCUCAUCCUGGCUGCCAUCUUCCCCAGCAACAGCAGCGAUCGCUUCACCCUGUCCAAACUGCUGGCGGUGGCUCUGAGUAUGGGAGGAGUUGCGAUGGUCAGCUUUUCCAGCAUGGACAGCCCAGACGGCAAUGGAGUGAUAGGUUCUCUGUGGUCGCUGGCGGGGGCGGUGCUGUAUGCUGUCUACAUCGUCAUGAUCAAGAGGAAGGUGGACCGCGAGGACAAACUGGACAUCCCCAUGUUCUUUGGCUUUGUGGGCCUGUUCAACCUGCUGCUGCUGUGGCCUGGCUUCCUCCUGCUCCACUACACCGGCUUUGAGGCGUUUGAGCUGCCCAGCCAGCUGGUGUGGACCUACAUCCUCAUCAACGGUCUGGUCGGCACCGUGCUGUCCGAGUUCCUCUGGCUCUGGGGGUGUUUCCUCACCUCGUCUCUAAUUGGCACCCUGGCGCUCACCCUCACCAUCCCCCUCUCCAUCAUCGCAGACAUCUGCAUGCAGAAGGUGCGUUUCUCCUGGCUGUUCCUGGCAGGAGCCAUCCCUGUCUUCCUGGCGUUCUUCAUCGCCACCCUGCUCUGCCACUACAACAACUGGGACCCGGUGAUGGUUGGCCUCAGGAGGGUGUUUGCCUUCAUCUGCAGGAAACACCGCAUCCAGAGGCUGCCUGAAGACAGCGAGCAAUGUGAAAGCCUUAUUGCUCUCCACGACGUCUCAUCCGACGCCGACGCUUACCACACGUGACUCACACCUGUGAAAAGGUGGGGAAACCUGAACACCAGACGUCAUGAUGCGGCAAUCUUGGAGCAAUCAAACAAAGACCUUUGACUACCCCAGUGCCUCUUAACUCGACCUAUUUAUUCUCUGCAAUGUGGAGAUGACUACUCCAUCUCUACAAGAUGACUCUUAUUUUGUACAGCGUUGACUUUGUUCACCGUCGACUACGAUAACGUGCGUUUCCUUUCCCACUCCGGAUGUUGACGUGAAGAGAACAGCUCUCCUGGCCUGAGGCAUCUGGACUGUUUCAGUGGUUACGGCCGGUCAUGACCACUUGGAACGGUACAUGUUUGUGCAACCGGAUUAGACUUCAGUAACACUAGACGGGCUUGAAAGGUUUGUUUUCAAUCCUGAUGGAGAUUUUAAAACAAUGAGUGGACUCUGCUGUGAUGAGAGAAUUCUUUGAUUUGGUUGGGCUCGACAGGCAUUUCCAAUCAUUGUGUUUCAAAGCCUUGUAGCUUGAUCCUGUUGGCUCGUUUAAGGAAAUCACAUUUUACUGUUAGACUCACAUCUUCAUAUAUUAUGGAUGGGUCUAUUCUAUUUUGAAUUUGAAGUCUUUUAAGAGGCUUUAGGAAUCUGCAGCACAGCUCCUAGUUACUGUGAAGUGUGAGAAGUCAAACUACAGCUUGUGGACCAUCGUCUUUUUAUAAACCCCUGUCCUCCCCCUCUCCUGCCCCCCCGUCUCCCCCUCUCCUGCCCCCCUGUCUCCCCCUCUCCU
This is a messenger RNA of Hypomesus transpacificus, 2772 nucleotides long. RefSeq names its product solute carrier family 35 member F5-like. The coding region runs from base 573 to 2021 and encodes 482 amino acids. The transcript is spliced from 17 exons. Gene Ontology annotation, biological process: regulation of peptide transport. Lineage: Eukaryota; Metazoa; Chordata; Actinopteri; Osmeriformes; Osmeridae. Gene Ontology annotation, cellular component: membrane. The record is from RefSeq and is a predicted model, not a curated record.